Molecule: messenger RNA, 657 nt
Organism: Macrosiphum euphorbiae (potato aphid)
Lineage: Eukaryota; Metazoa; Arthropoda; Insecta; Hemiptera; Aphididae
Source: the annotation of a GenBank genome assembly
AUGGAAGAGAAGGCGAUUUUGGACAUUUCAGACCUGCGUUGCACAGAGACGGAUUCCGGGGACACCACUACCGUGCUCGACGGUCUUUUGGGAGCUGGACCGCACUACGAUUACGGAGAUGUGACAGGCUGCGACAGUCCUUCGGAUCGAUGCGACGACAACGAUCAAUCGUCUGGAUCUCUGAGCACAGACCAAAAUUCCAACAGCAACGUCAAGAGGAAACAGCGGAGAUACAGAACGACGUUCACGAAUUUCCAACUGGAAGAACUAGAAAACUCGUUUCAGAAAACACAUUAUCCUGACGUAUUUUUUCGCGAAGAACUGGCAAUGAGAAUCGACUUGACUGAAGCUAGGGUGCAGGUAUGGUUUCAAAAUCGUAGAGCCAAAUGGCGGAAGCAGGAAAAGACCUUGGUUUCCCAGCACCAGAACCAAAAUGAACCAAUUAUAAACCCUUGUCUAACAGAUAAUCCAAUGUUCGGAAACUCGUCUAGCCUCCUCCCUCAGACAGACUGGAAUAGUCUAUGCUCUUAUACUUCAUUUCAACCAUCAGCGACGUUCGAUAAGGAUCUUCAAUCAAUUGACAUCGACAAUGAUUUGCUUCGGUUCAAAACAAGAGAACUACAUGAAAACGAUAUGCUCAUGUCUCCACCUUCAUAG